CACAGCCAUGAUGUUUCCUUACCGUCACCUGCCCCUGGGUACACACACCCUCCAUGCUUUCCCCAGACGUCUGCCUUUCUCUCCUUAAACACCUGCAAACUUGGCUACGAAAAGUCCCAUAGACUCAGCCCACAAGGGCAGCUGCUCCGGAGGCUCAGGACCCUUGCUCUGCAGGUGCCUGUGACAUCAUCAGCUUCAACAGCCCCCUGUGACCUCACCACCUGGACGACUCCGCCCAGCAGGGCCGUGGCCACUCCUUCAAUUGGCACAAGUGACAGAGGGCCUAGAUGACCUCUGUGCCUUUGGGAGAGGCCAGAGCCGCCAGCAUCCCCACACAUGGUGAGAGCAGGGCAGCAGACAUCCCAGCAGUGGGGUCCCGAAGUCAGGUCCCCCUCCUUGCAGAUGUCCCAGUGUCAGCUGACCAGCGGGAUGUAGACCAGGCCUCUGUCCAGCCAGCCACCUUGGAGGCCGUGUCAGAGUCUGGGGACAAGGACAAGCAUGAAGCUGCCGCAGGAUCUGCCCAGGAGCCCACGGAGGUCCUGCUUGCUUACUUGGCCCCAGAUGUGCUGCAAACAUCCAGGGGCCUCCAGAACCUGCUGCAGGACGGGCCGCUGCAAGAUGCAAGGAUGACCCAGAGUCCUAAGAGUCUCCAACACACCUCCCCGACUGAGGAGGAGGAGGAGACACCGCAAACAGCGGGCAUCUCAGACAUGGAGCCGGAACCAGCCUCAUCUCUCCCAAGUGUUCAGGUGCAGCCCUCCCAAAAUGCGGAGGCGCCGCCUGUCGUGAGCGCUGCAGACGCCAAUGGCCAGCUUGAUACUCUGGCCACUGGCUCCACUGAAGCUGUUGAGGAGAAACCUGAGGGUCCAGAGGCCUUGGACCCUGACACAGACACCGCACCAUCGGCCCCCGCCUUGCCUGGCUGCCGACAGGUGGCCCUGGGGAGGAGGCGCCUGGACUUCAUGGCCAGAGAGGACAACAGCUACAUGCGCUCCGUGACCAGCUUGCUGGGCGGGGGCGAGGGGCCCAUCAGCUCCCUGGCAGACAUCCUGGUGUGGUCUGAGACCACCAUGGGCAUGACCAGGGGCAUCCUGGCCUCUGGCCACGGCUCCGUGACAGACCUGCUGCGCAGCACGGGGCCCCGCCUGCACCCCGCCUCCAGCAUCCUGGGGAGCCCCAGCCCCGCCUUCUCCUCCGGGCUGGUGGUGGGGACCAGCUCGGCCCUGCGCUCCAUCACCCACAUGCUGGAACUGGCGGAGCGCAGGACCAUGGAGGGCAUCCGCUUGGCCGUGCGCUACCUGACCAGCCACCUCACCUCUCGCCAGGCCCACACGGGCCCCAACCUCAACUAGAUCUGUACUCAGCAGCCUCCUGAGACCCCUGGGACACUCAUGCUCUGUCCUCUUGCCCAUGUGCAGCCUGGGAGCUCUCCCCAGACCGGGCAAUAAAUCACCAGCAAACGUU
Sus scrofa (pig) is the source of this 1464-nucleotide messenger RNA. It is a transcript of the gene TEX44, whose product is annotated as testis expressed 44. NCBI's taxonomy places the organism in Eukaryota, Metazoa, Chordata, Mammalia, Artiodactyla, Suidae. The record is from RefSeq and is a predicted model, not a curated record.